Messenger RNA from Frieseomelitta varia, 3627 nucleotides. RefSeq names its product protein lozenge-like. The record is from RefSeq and is a predicted model, not a curated record. The transcript has 7 exons. Gene Ontology annotation, molecular function: DNA-binding transcription factor activity, RNA polymerase II-specific; RNA polymerase II cis-regulatory region sequence-specific DNA binding; ATP binding. Gene Ontology annotation, cellular component: nucleus. Gene Ontology annotation, biological process: regulation of DNA-templated transcription. The coding region runs from base 719 to 2371 and encodes 550 amino acids. NCBI's taxonomy places the organism in Eukaryota, Metazoa, Arthropoda, Insecta, Hymenoptera, Apidae.
GUCGCGCACCGUCGACCGCGACUGACGUUCCUAUAAUCGUGUCUCACUUUCAACACACUCCGCUCCAGCGCGCUGUGUUUACUCGAAUUUAUAAACAAAGCUGACCGACGAUCGUGUUUGCUGACGCCACAUCGAAUCUCCGUCUCAAAAAGUGAAAGUUUUUUUCCAGUCAUUAAACCAACCGGUAUUACUGAAACGAAAACAUCGGCGUACCUGUCGUAAUUUGAAGCUUCGAAUACAGUUAAAAACGUGUUGCGUCAUUGACGAGUGAUUAUGUAGAUCGAUAAUGAAUCUUCGAUAGAUCGUGCAUCAAUUGAAGAAGUGACACCUCGCGGACUAAUAGUGCAUUAGCAGGAAAGAAACAGUUUUUUUAUUGGAGGUGUUACGUCGUCAUUCGAUAGCAUUGUUAUGGCCUAUGACGUUGGCGGGAAACGAACGAGUUAGAAGCUGCCAUGAUGGAAUUUGGAGAAAUUUCAAGAACGCCGAGGAUAGUUCGUAUGUGUUGUGAGAUACGAUGAACCUGUUGGUAAGUAUCGUGGAUUGCCGUCGCGUGGACCAGAAGCGGGAAAGCAACUGCUGGAGGAGAAGUUACUGGUAGCCAGGAAAAAAAGGUAGCGAGUUCCGGUGGUGUGCAUAGAUCGAGGAGGCAAGUGAAAUCACGACGUCUUGCUCGGAGGGUGCGUGUUUGGGCGACGAGGGGCGGCUACUGGCCGAUGGGAUGCAUCUACCGGUGGGUUCUGUGGGCUGCGGGGAAAAUUACGCCACCGUUGGAUCCCACGAAGGCGCCGGCCCGUGCGGCCCCUCACUGGCGCCUCUCCAGGGGGUGAACACCAGGUACCAGCAGGCCGACGACGCCGACGCCGGGGGUGGAGGUGGCGAGAUGAGCGAGGGUGCCGCCGUCGGCGAGCUGUGGUGGACCGAGAGACUCGUCGGCGAGGCACAAGCUGAACAUCCUGGUGAACUAGUACGAACAGGAUCACCGUAUUUUCUCUGCAGUCAACUGCCAACUCACUGGCGGUCCAACAAGACGCUUCCUGUGGCGUUCAAAGUUGUUGCACUAGGCGAAGUCGUCGAUGGAACUCUGGUGACAGUACGAGCGGGUAACGACGAGAACUGUUGCGCUGAACUGAGAAAUUCCACUACCUUGAUGAAGAACCAAGUCGCCAAGUUCAACGACCUGAGGUUCGUUGGGAGAAGUGGCAGGGGCAAAAGCUUCAGUAUCACGAUCACAGUAUCAACGACACCACCCCAAGUGGCCACGUACACGAGAGCCAUCAAGGUGACUGUCGAUGGGCCCAGAGAACCACGUUCCAAAACGAAUAUCCUGAACAGGCACGACGCGAUAGCCAUGUCAAACCUUUGUGAUCCAACAUUUGAAGAGAUCCUUGCUGCUCCGAUGUUGAAUCUAGCGAACAACGAUCCUCGUUCAGGGCAGACACAUAUCCCUGGACUGGCGCGAGUUCCUGCACUGCCCCGGGUUCCUGGACUGGCGCGAGGGACCUUCCCCGACGCAUCAAGCCCGUUCACUCCCUACCUACGGGAAUCAGAACCGUACAGGAGGAAUAAGCAUCACGUCGGCAACAACGUCACCGCGAAUUCGGUUAGUGGUGCCUGUACCAACCCCAACAACACCGAUCCGACCGCAUCGCCUGCUUCCAGUACACACCUCGGAGCUAAUAGUGGCUCCUCGGCUCAUCAAGAUUGCUACAAACACAGUCCUCAGCACGGUGAUACAAGUACGGGUACUGCAGAGUGGACUUACCCAUCGGCAGCACCAUCUUAUCCAGCUCCUCCGGUAAGCAGCGGUGGUUCGUUUUCACCGAUUCCUGGAGGGGCAUUCUCGUAUCCUGGGGAGGCCCUUUCUCAUCAUCCAACGACAGAACCGGUACCAUUACCCACCGUUCUUCCGUCAGACAGUCAACAGGACACGUACACACCGAACUGCGUUUCCAUGUAUCCAAGUCACGGUACAUCGUCCACCUCGUUACCACUGGUACCCACCAAGUCCAGUGAUCCAGACAUCUUUGCUGGCAGCGGGACAGGCAGCGGUAGUCCAGGUUAUCACUACGGUUCCUGGACGUCUGGACCGGCUACCCCAGUUCCAGUCGCCUCUCACAAUUACAAUCCAAACUACCAGGGCUACUACAACAAUCCAAGCCAAAAUUACAUAAGCCCAGCGCCUAUGGUUCUCUAUCCGCAGCUGUACAGCACGGUGAACCAGAAUCAGAUUCAUUUGCAUCUUCACGGCGACUUGAGCGAGGAACAAGUGACAAUCGCUGGGAGCAAUCUGACGAUCAGCAGCAACAGGCUGGAGAUCGGUGUCAUGGGCGAGGAGAACGAGCAGAGGAACGACGUUUGGAGACCUUACUGAAGAGACAAACUCAGAGGAUUCAGGUUCAAUUCAGUGAUCUUAAGGCUUGGUACAAAGUAUCGAUGCUGUGCUCUCGGUUCGCUGUUCUGUUCUGGAAACGAUUGUACUCAAAUGGAGAUAGUCCAUUCUCAAAUUCGUUAUUUAACGAUCUCUGAUUUUACAUACCUGCUUUCGAGACAUAAACGUACAUGUGACGUACCUUUAAUUUCAAGCCAGUUACAGCUUAUUUAAAUCAUUAAGGACCAAUGAUUUACGCUAAUACAACAUUUCAUUUGUGAUUCUUUUCAAUUUUUUUGUCACGUUUAAUUUCGUGAACUUCCUUCAUCCUUCAGGGAAGCUUCAUAAUAUCACCUUUCAGAAGUUUCUGUGGUUUGUUAACAAAAUAUUUUUCAGAGUGCGUUUUUACGUCAUUUAUUAAGAUAGAUUUUUUACCACGAGGAGAAUUCUUUAAUGAAAGGAACGAAUAAUUAUCAGACGUGGCAGUAUCCGAAGGAUGAAAUCAAAUUCCCCAAAAAAAUUUUGAGCUGUCUGACAGCAAUGACUUGAUUUAAGGAAACUGAUUGUUUAUAAUUACAGAAUUGUUAUCAUCGUAGAACGAUAAAUGAUAAAUUAUAUACAAACCUUCAACAAUUUGAUGAACACUUUAUCUGAAAGUAAAAAAAUUUUAAAAUCUUCAAUCUUAUAUUACAAUUGAAAUUGUUUAAUAGUAUACAAGAUUACUUAAAAUCAUCACUAGAUCGAUCAAAGAUUGAAGCUUUACUUACAAUAUGGAUACGUACAAUCUACAAUCUAAACAAUAAAAUAAUAUUCGCAAACAGAUUGUGAGUGAACCGCAAGCGAGUCGAUAGUAUGAAUCGAGCCUAAAUAUCGUUCGACGAAUGAUAUCGACAAACUGAAGGAAAGAGAAACUUUACCAGUGUUAUAAAUGUGAUAUCGAUGAAUGCUGAUGCUUUCAAGGAUUUGAUAGUGCUUGGAGGAAAAAAAAAAAAAAUGAAACGAUGGAUUUUUCGCGGUAACGAUAACGAUUAAGAGAAAUGGAUGGAUCAAUUGAUCGUGAGAAAGUCGCGAAAGUGUUAAGAUCUGGAUGUGUGAGAUCGAUCGUGUUGAUCCUGAAAGGAGCGUGUUAGAGGGAUCAGGGCUCGAUACAUGGUUGUAAACCGAGCCAGCGUGUACGUGUAUCCGCAAAGUGGGAAGACAGUCAUGUAACAUUGUAAAUACAGAUAUUUUCCAUGAAAUAAAAUCUCGCCUGAACAGGU